ACCUCCAAGGCUUGUCGGAGAAGCUCCGGAUCCGGCCGCAGCACACCCUAGGAGCGGAGAAGUCCAGGGUCGCAACCUCUCCCCGCGGCGGUGAGGAAGCGAUCAACCUCGAUGGGGAAGCAGAAGAACCGCGCGUCCAGCAGCGGCCUGGCGGCGUCGCUGGUGCCGCAUGCCCAGGGCGCCGCCCCCACCGUCGGUUUCGGCGGCUACCACGGCGCCGCCCGUGUUGAGCCCGCUUCGCCCUCCGACCCCGACGCCCCGAUUCGCCUUACCCCUGAUGUGGAUAGUGAAGUGCUCCAGCACCUGAAAAGGCUAGGAAGGAAGGAUCCAACAACAAAGCUCAAGGCAUUAUCUGCGCUCUCUAUACUCUUUGCACAAAAACCUGGCGAGGAAGUUGUACAAAUUGUUCUACAAUGGACAUUCGAGUACAAGAGACUGCUGCUUGACUAUAACAGAGAAGUCCGUCGUGCUACUCAUGAGGCCAUGUCUAGCCUUGUCACAGCAGUCAAGAAGGGUAUAGCUCCACAUCUGAAGUCCUUGAUGGGUCCUUGGUGGUUUUCUCAGUUUGACCCUGCUCCUGAGGUUGCACAGGCUGCUCGACGUUCAUUUGAGGCGGCAUUCCCACAAUCAGAGAGAAGAUUGGAUGCGCUAAUGUUAUGUGUGAAGGAGACAUUUCUUUACCUAAAUGAGAAUUUGAAGCUAACAACACAAGCUUUGUCUGACAAGGCUACACCAACGGAUGAAUUGGAAGAUAUGCAUCGGAGGGUAAUAUCAUCAUCACUGUUGGCUAUGGCAACUCUUAUCGACAUUUUACUAGGAGUAAAAUUGCAAAACUGUGAUGUAGACAGUACCAAUAGUGAAAAUAGGAGUCUGUCAAAAGUUCGAUCUACUACACUAAACUCUGCUGAAGCCGCAUUUUAUAUGCAUAAAUAUUUUCUUGAUGUCCUCAAGUCAGAAAGUGCUGUUGUACGGUCAGCUACAUAUUCACUGCUUUCAAGUUAUAUCAAACAUGUUCCUCAUGUUUUUGGUGAAGAAACCAUGAAGAUACUUUCCCCCACUCUACUUGGUGCAUUCCAUGAAAAGGAUGCGUCGUGUCACUCUUCUAUGUGGGAUACAAUUCUUGUUUUCUCUAAAAGGUUCCCAGAGGCUUGGUCAUAUUGCAAUAUUAACAAAGUUGUCCUCAGUCGGUUUUGGCAUUUCCUACGAAAUGGAUGCUAUGGGUCCAAACAAGUCUCAUACCCUCUCCUAGUUCAGUUUUUGGACUCUAUACCAUCGAAAGCAGGGAUGGGGCAACAAUUUGUUUUUGAUUUUUUGCAUAAUCUUUGGGAUGGAAGGAACCACAGACAGUUAUCAGCUGCUGAUAGUUUGGCUUUCUGUAUUGCAUUUAAACAGAGCUUUUUGUGGCUUCUAGAAAAUGUAUCAAGAUAUUCUGGAGGAGAUUCUUCAGAUAAUAUUUGCAUCAAGCUUAUAAUUGAUAUACUUGCCAAAAUUGUUUGGUGUGACUAUCUUUUGCUGUCUGAUGGCGCAACUACUGAUGGUGUUCAGUUAUCUCACAAAAAUUCGCUGUCGGUGGCAAACACACGCUACCCAACAAACUAUCUUCAGGAUUUGGAGAAAUGUAUUAUUGAAAUACUGGAUGUGAUUGCAGAUACAGAAAAUCAUUUGCUAGAAGUUACUUGUGAGUCGCUGUUAAGGUACUGUUUAGACAUAAUUCAACAAGGGGAGAAGCUGUCAAAGUUUCAGGAUCAUGUAGAACAACUUGUGUCUUUCUUUCUUUCUUUGGAUCUACUUGUUGUGCAGAAAGGUAAAGCAUGGCCACUGGAAAGAUUAGCUAGACCACUGGUUGAACAAUCCUUGCCAGCUAUCAAGUCCAUGGACACUCCAAGCCUUGUUAAGCUUCUUUCAGUUUUGGUUGAAAUAUUUGGGCCCACCCCUCUAUUUUUAAAGAAUUUUCAGAAAAUUGAUAAAAUAUCAGAUAUCAAGCCUUAUCUGGAGGUGUUCAAUGAUGACUUUCUCCCUUGGUGCUUGAAUGGAAAAUAUAGCACCUGCAACUCAAAGAUUGAUUUAUUGCUUUCCUUAUUUCAAGAUGAGUGCUUCUUUGACCAAUGGAGUUCCGUCAUCAAUUAUAGUAAAGCUAAACAAAAGCACUCUGUUGAUGAUAAGACCUCAAACAUUAAGGACCCAUUUGAAUUGCUUACACUAUUACUUCAGAAAGUCAGAGAAAGAAUUGCUGGGGGAAAGCUAAGAAACUUACAGAAAAAUGGUUAUCUGCCAGAACAUUGGCGGCAUGACCUAUUGGAUUCUGCUGCUGUUUCUGUCUUCUGUGAUUUGCAUGCUGCAGAUUCUCAUGCUAAUUUUCUAUGUGCUGCACUUGGUGGCUCAGAUCAAGAGGAUCAUAUUUGUUUUCUUUCUGCUGAGACUGUUUGCAAAGUUCUUGGAUUCAUUUCAAAGGAUUUGGCAUCUGUACUCGUCACAUCAACUUUUGAAUGGGCAAGGUUUGCAUAUGCUCUGUUGUUGCCUGCUGAACCAGGACACUUGAAGCUUCCAGAAGAACAUUCCUUGUCAAUAAACUUUGAGAUGGCUCGAUUUGCUUUUGGUGUGCUUCAGGGUAGCUUGUUUUCGCUAGGGUCAACUGAGGAAGAUUCUUUGUUUCCUUCUAUUCUGGCAGCUCUGUUUAUCAUUGAAUGGGAAUGUAGCAUGGCUUUAACUCUUGGUGGCAAAAAUGAUUUGGAAGGUCAUAAAGACGAUAUCGAUGUUGGUGCUUCUAUGUGCAAAAAUUCAAAAGAUCAUUUGGAUGAGGAGAUGCAUUUGAAGGCUAGCCUUGCAGAAAGUAUACAAGCUUUUCUCCAAAGCUUAAGUCCAUCCUUUUGGAAUAACCUUCCUUCAUGCGCUUUGAAUAGAUUGGUGAAUAUUCUAGCUCAGUCUGUCAAGUUUGCUGUAUUUCAGAUGACAGAAUUACGUGUUGAUGAGACAGCAGUCUUGUGUUCAGAGUGGGUGGUGGACAUGUUGAAGCUCACCUGUCUUGAUCACAUAAAUUUGCAAAGUUUUUUUGAUCUUUUGUUAUCUGAGGGAGAAUAUUGGCCGCUCUGGUUGAAGCCAUAUUUACAAAAUGGGCAGCCAUCUACGAAGGUCCAAUUUGAGCCAACUAUCACAGAUGAAAUUGAACUGAGACACCAGCGAUUUGUUGCUUUUGUUGAUAGCCUUAUUCUCAAUCUUGGCUUUAGUGAAGUGAUAUUAGGUAUUCCAGGAAAUCUACAUCAAGCCACAUCACAAUCAAUUGAUAUUACUUCACGUAUCUCUUCCUCGUCUAGAGCCUGGGUGGCUGGUGAGAUCCUUUGCACUUGGACAUGGACAGGGGGGAGUGCAUUGAAAACAUUAUUACCUUCUCUGGUUCAGUACAUGAAAAUUGAAUCAUGUCUUGAGGUCAGCAUUGUGUCCUUGUUGUUUGACACAUUGCUAAGCGGUGCCCUUAUGCAUGAGAGUGGUCAGUGGAUGCUGUUUAAUGCUUGGCAUCUUUCUGACAACGAGAUUGAGAAAAUUCAAAACCGUUUUCUCCGUGCUCUUGUGGCUUUGUUAUUUACUACUAACACCAAUGAUUGUAUUUGGAGAGAAUCUGAUGCACUUGUAUUUUUUGAGCAACUAUUAAGCAAUCUUUUUAUUGGUUCAACAAUCAAUAUAAAAUGUCUGAAGGUUCUUCCCUUUGUUAUGAGUACCAUCAUCAAACCCUUGUCAGAGAAAUUGAAAUUGAAUGAAGAUUCUUUGUAUGCUGAUUUGGUGGGGCAAAACAUAUUGAGUUGGUUUGAUAAGGCCAUCUCUUGUCUGUCAUCCAGCCCAAGGGAAGUACCAGUUCAAGAUAUUGAGGACUGGAUGCAAGUGGUGAUGUCUUGCUUCCCAUUGAGGAUAACUGGAGGAGCCCAGAAAUCAGUAGUUAUGGUUGAACGAGAGAUCAGUGAUGCAGAAAGAUCAUUACUGCUGACACUGUUUCAGAAAUACCAGAUUUUCUAUAAUAGCGCAUCUUCGUCAUUGUCGUCCACUAGUAAAAGUGCGAUAUCAACGACAGUUGAAUUACUGGGAGUGAAACUGACGGCUGUUAUGGUUGGCUAUUGCUGGACAAAACUUCAGGAAAAUGAUUGGCAUUUUGUAUUCCGUGUGGUAUUCAGGUGUAUCAAAUCGUCUGUUUUGCUUGUGGAAGAAAUGACAGAUGGCAUAAACGAUGCCAUAAUAAACCAUAAAUCAAGUGAAGAUACCUUGGAGAAGCUUAAAUUAGUGGUUAGCACUACAGACGAGUUAACAUUAAGCUUUGCAGAAUCCGCUUUGGUUACACUGUGUCACCUCAACCAUCUUGGUAACCUCCAAGAAGCAGAAAAUUCUCAGAGUUUGCAGCUUAUUAGGUCAGGGGAGUAUGCUGAGAGUAAUGACAAGAUGGUAGAGAGUAUCCUCCGUUUAUUCUUGGCUUCUGGUGUUUCAGAGGCAAUUGCAAAUUAUUUUAGUGAAGAGGCUUCAUCCGUCGUAGCUUCCAGUCGUCAUGCUUAUUUGCAUUUUUGGGAACUUGUAGCAUCAUUCAUCAAUAAUGCUUCACCAGAGAUUAGAAAGUCUGCACUAGAGUCCAUGGAACUGUGGGGACUUACCAAGGGUUCAGUCAGUGGUCUAUAUUCGAUUCUUUUCUCCUCAAAGCCAAUAUUUCACUUACAGCUUGCCGCUUUCUCUCUACUUCUGUCUGAUCCCUUCUGUCAACUUUCACUGGUCAAAGAUUGUUCUCUGGGAGAAAAUUGUUCAUCUGCCCAGCAAUCUGACAUAAGCCAAAGUGCCAAGUUGGUGCCAGAUUCGGAUAAGACCCUAUAUCUCAGAGAUGAACUCUCAUCCUUAAUUGAGUUUCCAACAUCUGAACUUCUCAAAACAGAUCUGACAGCUCGAGACAGGGUUGAUGUCUUCAUUGCGUGGGCAUUGUUGUUGUCCCACCUGCAGUUACUACCAUCAUCUUCCAGUACUAGGGAAAAUGUCCUUCAAUAUAUACAAGAUAAGAUCAGUCCGUCCAUAUUGGAUUGCAUUUUCCAGCAUAUCCCACUAAAGAUUGCUGCACCGAGCGGGAAGAAAAAGGAUGCUGUGCUCAUGCCAGAAGCUGAGGUUGCUGCCAAAGCUUCUAAGAAUGCCAUAGUUACUUGCUCAUUGCUGCCAUACGUGGAAUCUCUUUGGCCCGUUGGGACUUGGCAAAUGGCCUCACUUGCAGGGUCAUUGUACGGGAUGAUGAUUAGACUGCUACCUUCUUUUGUGCGCACAUGGUUUACUACCUUGAGAGACCGUUCAUUGUCAUUCUCAAUCGAGUCCUUUACCAGACAAUGGUGCAGCCCGCCUCUUCUGCUAGACGAAUUUUCUCAGGUUAAGGAUUCUGUGUAUGCUGAUGAGAAUUUCUCAGUUAGCGUCAACCGGUCAGCUUAUGAAAUUGUUGCUACAUACAAAAAGGAGGAGACAGGAAUUGAUCUUGUUAUACGUCUCCCCAAUUGUUACCCCCUUCGCCAUGUCGAUGUUGAAUGCACUAGAAGUUUAGGUAUCAGUGAAGUAAAGUGUAGAAAAUGGUUGCUUUCCCUCACAUCAUUCGUCCGGAACCAGAAUGGCGCAAUAGCAGAGGCGAUCCGCACGUGGAAGAGCAAUUUUGACAAGGAGUUUGAGGGCGUGGAGGAAUGCCCAAUCUGUUACAGCAUUCUCCACACGAGCAACCACAGCCUUCCGCGGCUGGCGUGCAAGACUUGCAGGCACAAAUUCCACGGUGCCUGCCUCUACAAGUGGUUCUCAACAUCCAACAAAUCAACUUGCCCGCUGUGCCAGACUCCCUUCUAGACUCGCGUAACAUGUUUUUAAGGGGAGAUAGACUCGCAUAAUAUGAACUUGUAAAGUGAAUUGUGUGGGUCAAACAACCUUCCCUUGUGGUUGGUUUCUUCACUGAUGUUUGUUGCCAUCGGUCAAUCAUUCCUGUAAAUGAUAUGUAUGUAUUGUUACAGGAUGCGAUCUACAGCUCCGAGUUGUAAUGCCCAUGGGCUAGCUAACAUGGACGGCUCGCUUUUCUUUUGCGAUCGGUUCCAUCCAGUUAGUGCCACAACUGGCGCUGGUCAAUAA
This is a messenger RNA of Phragmites australis (common reed), 6111 nucleotides long. RefSeq names its product E3 ubiquitin-protein ligase listerin. The record is from RefSeq and is a predicted model, not a curated record. Gene Ontology annotation, cellular component: RQC complex; cytosol. Gene Ontology annotation, biological process: rescue of stalled cytosolic ribosome; ribosome-associated ubiquitin-dependent protein catabolic process. The coding region runs from base 112 to 5835 and encodes 1907 amino acids. Lineage: Eukaryota; Viridiplantae; Streptophyta; Magnoliopsida; Poales; Poaceae. Gene Ontology annotation, molecular function: zinc ion binding; ribosomal large subunit binding; ubiquitin protein ligase activity. The transcript has 15 exons.